Molecule: messenger RNA, 1371 nt
Organism: Ogataea haglerorum
Lineage: Eukaryota; Fungi; Ascomycota; Pichiomycetes; Pichiales; Pichiaceae
Exons: 1
Coding region: 1-1371 (456 amino acids)
Cellular component (GO): mitochondrial matrix
Molecular function (GO): protein binding
Source: RefSeq, a predicted model, not a curated record
AUGAGACGCUUUUCGACGUAUCUCAGUUUGCGGGCAAUUCCGCCGCGAGGACUAAUCAAGCUAAAUAGGAAGCUGCUUGAGAUCAAGGGCCCAGAUUCCGCCAGGUUCUUGAAUGGUCUGCUGACGACCAAGAUGCUGCCCACUUUUGAGAAAAAGAACCUUACCACGAUUUCCGCCAUUGAUCUACAAGCAUUGGAGAACUCAAAAAUGCUCGGCCUGACAGACGAGCAAAUGCAAACCGAGAAUUGGGGCAUUCUUCACGAGGACGAGACCUACGACCCGGAGGUUCCAGAACGACUGGGAAUCAGAAGGGACGGCCGGUACUCGAUGCUCCUGAACUCUAGGGGACGAGUUCUGUCUGAUCUCUUUGUUUAUCCAACUCCCUAUACCCCAACCAAUGGCCCCAAGUAUUUGCUCGAGAUGGCACCGAAGAAUUUUGGGCAAAUCCAGAUGAUGCUGAAACUGCACAAACUUCGAGCAAAGAUCGAUAUUUCGGUUGCAACUUAUAACUGCUGGUUUUAUUACGACCAUUCCGAGGAAUUCGACGAGCUUUACGACUUGUUGCAGUCAGAGUAUCUUAAUAAUAGAAACUCCAAGAGUGUGGAAGCCGCUUCCACGUGGAGCAAGUAUUUACAAGACAGGCUUGUGAAUGAGGAGAUACUGACCGCCCCAGAUGCCUCGCGAUUACAAGGGUUUGCACUCGACGACCGAGCGCCAUGUUUUGGACUCAAAUUUGUUCUUCCUCAAGAAAGCCAGCUAGACAAUCUAGAGGACAUCAAAGUGGGGCACGAGGUGUAUGAUGCGUUGCGCACUCUGGUAGGAAUUUCAGAAAUUUCCGACUUCAAGUCCGAAACACUGCCCUUUGAAAACAACCUCGAUUACAUGAAUGGGAUCAAUUACAACAAAGGAUGCUAUGUAGGUCAAGAGCUUACCAUCAGAACGUUUCAUUCGGGCGUCAUUAGAAAACGAGUCAUGCCCAUACAACUGUUCAGAGUUGGGGAGCCUGUGAGCGAGGAAAUUAGUUUGGCAGACGAGGAUCUAGGUCUGGGCCGGUAUUCUGAUCUGCAGCUGAUAAACACGACCAAGAGUAGCCAAGUUGCUGAGCCUCAGUCUUCAAAUCCGUUCGGGUCGAAGACGCGCAGAGACAAAAAAGUCGGAGAGAUUAUCAGAGUGCAGAAUAAUAUUGGCCUGGCCGUUGUAUACGUGGCCGAUAUCAGUCGCGACAAUGCACCUGGCACUAACGAGUUCCCUAUAGUGUCAAAGAGUUCCUCAGAGGUUGCUGGUAAAUUCAUUGCCAAGGUUCAUAUACCUGAGUGGUGGCCCUUAGAAGAAUCAGAGGAAGAGGAGGACGAAAAGGAACACGACGAUUAA